Molecule: messenger RNA, 735 nt
Organism: Carassius auratus (goldfish)
Lineage: Eukaryota; Metazoa; Chordata; Actinopteri; Cypriniformes; Cyprinidae
Gene: tac3a
Product: tachykinin precursor 3a
Exons: 7
Coding region: 179-562 (127 amino acids)
Biological process (GO): positive regulation of blood pressure; tachykinin receptor signaling pathway
Source: RefSeq, a predicted model, not a curated record
UCUGAUUGGACUUACGCACAUGUUGCUAUCAUUUAACAAUCAGGCAAGAGUGAAUCCCUGUCUCUGUGUCUCUUGUCUGAACUGAAAUCCAUCACAAAAGGAUUUAACUCCUCGACCACAAACUGUACCUCAGCUGUUUCCACAUAGCAGUAUCCUCAGCUCAGACCUGUCAGUAAAGAUGUAUCGUGGGCUAGUGUUACUGUUCUUGGUUUUGGUGCUGGAAACCCGAUGGAGUGAGUCGAGCUGUCAGCAGUCAGAGUCUCAAAGAGCAGUUUCAGGCGAGAGUCCGAGUUUUCGGCGGUCGGCUCAUAACUUGCUGAAGAGGUAUAAUGACAUAGAUUAUGACAGUUUUGUCGGUCUAAUGGGGCGCAGGAACGCCGACACAGAAGAUAUACCACCUCAGCGUAAAAGGGAAAUGCACGAUAUCUUUGUUGGACUCAUGGGGCGACGGAACGCUGACCCUGAAACUGGGCGUCCAUGGAGGAAAGAGUAUCCAGAAACAGGCUCAAGCGGAGGCAUCUUCUUCAACAAAUGCAAACUGAGGUUUCGUCGUGGGUUAUAGGCGAAUGAAUUGUUUCCCAUCCAGUGAAUUGUCUAUCCCACCCUGUCGGGACAGCUUCUUUUCAAGAUAUUUCUUUGGAGCAACAACAAAAAGUCAUCAUUUAUUUUACAGAAGUAAUAGAGCAAGAGAAAAUAUUUAUAUAAGAUUAAUCAAAUAAACAUGAUUUCCUAUGG